Messenger RNA from Scatophagus argus, 2038 nucleotides. RefSeq names its product arylsulfatase A (gene arsa). Gene Ontology annotation, molecular function: arylsulfatase activity. The transcript has 8 exons. NCBI's taxonomy places the organism in Eukaryota, Metazoa, Chordata, Actinopteri, Scatophagidae. Bases 78 to 1580 code for a protein of 500 amino acids. The record is from RefSeq and is a predicted model, not a curated record.
CAGUGAGCACAUGACGUUUUGUUUUGGUUCGUCUUUCCGGAGCUACUCUUCUUCACCCAAACGCAGGACGAGGCAGGAUGAAGUGCAUCCGCCUCCUUUGUUUCAACAUUUUUCUUAUUCGUGCCUGCUCGGCUUCGCCUCCGAAUUUCGUCUUGCUUUUCGCAGAUGAUUUGGGUUUCGGGGACGUUGGGUGUUAUGGGCACCCCAGUUCACUCAGUCCAAACUUGGACCGCCUGGCAGCGGGAGGACUCAGGUUUACGGAUUUCUACUGCACCAGCCCCGUCUGCAGCCCGUCCAGGGCAUCAUUGUUGACAGGGCGCUAUCAGACCCGCUCGGGUAUCUACCCAGGAGUGUUGUACCCAGGCUCUAUAGGCGGUCUUCCUCUGAAUGAGACCACCAUUGCUGAAGUGUUGAAACCUCUGGGCUAUGAUACUGCUGCCAUGGGGAAGUGGCACCUAGGGGUUGGGGCCAAGGGGAUGUUUCUUCCAACCAAGCAGGGGUUUGACGAGUACCUGGGCAUCCCCUAUUCCCAUGACAUGGGCCCCUGUGAGAACCUGACUUGUUUCCCUCCAGAUGUUAAGUGCUUUGGAGUGUGUGAUGUUGGCACUGUAUCUGUUCCACUAAUGCACAACGAGGUCAUCAAGCAGCAACCAGUCAACUUCCUCGAUCUGGAAAAGGCUUACAGUGACUUUGCAGUCAAUUUCAUUACCACGUCAGCCAAGAAAAAACAACCUUUCUUUCUCUACUAUCCUUCCCAUCACACACACUACCCCCAAUAUGCAGGCCCAGGGGCAGCUGGGGGGUCUUCAAGAGGCCCAUUUGGAGAUGCUCUGCUGGAGUUUGACAACACAAUAGGAAACCUAAUGACAACCCUGGAGAAGACAGGAGUGAUCAACAACACACUGGUCUUCUUCACUGCAGACAAUGGGCCUGAACUGAUGCGUAUGUCUCGUGGAGGUAAUGCUGGCCCUCUGAGAUGUGGAAAAGGCACCACAUAUGAGGGGGGCAUGAGAGAGCCAGCCAUCGCCUUCUGGCCAGGGACCAUCAGGCCAGGUGUGACCCAUGAGAUCGCCAGCACUCUAGAUAUCCUUCCCACUAUUGCAAGCUUGGCAGGAGCGAGGCUACCCCAAGUGAUGCUGGAUGGUGUUGAUAUGACAGAACUACUUGUCAGACAAGGAAAGAGUAAAAGGGAGGCGAUGAUGUUCUACCCCACAGAUCCCACUGAGAUGUAUGGCCUGUUUGCUCUCAGGUUAGGAAAGUACAAGGCCCACUUCUAUACGCGAGGUGCUUUCCACAGCAGUACAACCCCAGACCAAGACUGCUCGGCAUCGGCAAGCUUCAAGGCCCAUGACCCCCCUCUUAUUUUUGACCUGGAAGCAGACCCUUCGGAGCACUACCCUCUCUCACCAAAAGAAAAACCCGACCUCCAAGCUCUGCUGGAGAGGAUUAAGAAUGUUAAGGAGCAGUUUGAAGCCUCCAUGGUGUUUGGAGAGAGCCAGAUUUCAAAAGGAACGGACCCCGAAUUGGAGCCUUGCUGCAAUCCUCAGUGCAGUCCCAAGCCCAGAUGUUGCCAGUGUUGAUGAGGCAAAUUCUCACAGCUGCUAAUACUGAGAACGAGGGGAAGGCUGGAGAGUGCACCGAUUUGCAUUAAGACUGCACACACAUGAUCCAAGUGAUGCGUGAUGCUGUUAUGAUGCAUUGCUAUUUGUGUGUGGACAGCUAUGCUUAUCUGUUCAUGGUCAAAAGAAACAUUGCAAACAAUCUGUUUCCUCAUUGAGGAGAUGAUUUUCUUACUGUUACUUCAGACUACAUUUGGAACUAAUCUGUAUCUGUGUACUGUAUAUUUCUCGAGUUGUCCUGUUUGAAUACAUGUUUUAUUAUAAGACUUCUCCAAUUUCCACUGCAAUAUUUCUUAAAAUAAUACAAUUUGGAAUAAAUAAAUAAAUGUAUGGAUUUUUACAAAUAUGUGAAAAUGCUUUGCACCAUAUUUCAAUCACACAGUUAAAAAUAGAUCUGAACAAUAAAGACGACAAUAAAG